AUGGUUGCCUACAAGUUGACAUAUUUCAAUGGACGUGGAGCUGGCGAGGUUAUUCGUCAGAUCUUUGCCCAUGCUGGACAAGACUUCGAGGAUGUUAGAGUUACUAUGGAGCAAUGGCCAGAGCUCAAAGCUGGAACUCCAUUCGGUCAGCUCCCUUACCUCGAAGUCGAUGGAAAACCACUUGCCCAAUCCCAUGCCAUCGCUCGGUAUCUUGCUCGUGAAUUCAAAUUAAAUGGACAAUGUCCAUGGGAAGAGGCUCAAGUCAAUGCUUUGUCUGAUCAAUUCAAGGAUUACUCCAGUGAAGCCAAACCUUAUUUCUACGCUAAAAUGGGAUUCGGACCAGGAGAUGUUGAGACUCUUAAGAAGGAUGUCUUCCUUCCAGCCUUUGAAAAAUUCUUCACUUUUUUGAGCAACUUCUUGAAGGCCUCUGGAUCCGGAUUCUUGGUCGGAAAGUCAUUGACCUGGAUCGAUUUGGCUGUUGCUCAGCACUCGGCCGAUCUCAUUGCUCAGGGAAUUGAUUUCAGCAAAUUCCAAGAUCUCAAAGCUCACUCAGAGAAGAUUCAAGCUAUUCCACAAAUCAAGAAGUGGAUCGAUUCUCGCCCAGAGACUCCUUUCUAA
Caenorhabditis briggsae is the source of this 618-nucleotide messenger RNA. RefSeq names its product Protein CBR-GST-5 (gene Cbr-gst-5). Gene Ontology annotation, molecular function: glutathione transferase activity. The record is from RefSeq and is a predicted model, not a curated record. Bases 1 to 618 code for a protein of 205 amino acids. Gene Ontology annotation, biological process: glutathione metabolic process. The transcript is spliced from 2 exons. Lineage: Eukaryota; Metazoa; Nematoda; Chromadorea; Rhabditida; Rhabditidae.